AUGAAGAUAAUCCAUAGAGAUGUCAAGGCGGCAAAUAUAUUGCUUGAUGACUCCUGUGAGGCUGUGGUCGGAGAUUUCGGGCUGGCAAAGCUUUUGGAUCACCAGGACUCGCAUGUCGCCACGGCUGCGAGAGGCACCGUGGGACAUAUAGCCGCCGAGUAUCUCUUGACGGGGCAAUGCUCCGAGAAGACGGAUGUGUUCGGGUUUGGGAUUCUUCUCCUCGAACUGAUCACUGGACUCGAUAUCAAUCCGGAUGUUCUCAUUCCUUUGAUGAUGUUUGGUUAUCCUCGGUUGGCUAGCAUUGAGCGAUCACUCCAGGUGAAGAAAAUUCAUCAAGAGCAGAAACUGGAAAUGCUCGUCGACAAGGACCUCCGGAGCAACUACGAUCGGACUGAGCUUGAGGAAAUAGUACAAGUAGCACUCCUAUGCACCCAGUACCUUUCCCGCUCACAGGCCGAAGAUGUCAGAAGUGGUCCGAAUGCUCGAAGGCGACGGCCUUGCAGAAAGACGGGGAAGCCUCUCGGAGAGUUGAAGCGAACAAACGCAAGCCUCAUGAGUUCUCAUCGUCGGACAGAUAUUCCGAUCUCGCCGAUGAUUCUUCCUUGCUGGUCCAAGCGAUGGAGCUCCUGGGCCCUAGGUGACUAUGGUUCUUUUUUCGUCGAGGAGCGGACGAAUUCUUUAGUUUUGGAAAGGAAGGAGUUUGAAACAGCUUAUAGCUAUUCCAUAUACACAGAGAAAAUGAAUUCAUGUUGGUGA
Messenger RNA from Syzygium oleosum, 756 nucleotides. RefSeq names its product protein NSP-INTERACTING KINASE 2-like. Gene Ontology annotation, molecular function: ATP binding; protein kinase activity. Lineage: Eukaryota; Viridiplantae; Streptophyta; Magnoliopsida; Myrtales; Myrtaceae. The transcript has 2 exons. The coding region runs from base 1 to 756 and encodes 251 amino acids. The record is from RefSeq and is a predicted model, not a curated record. Gene Ontology annotation, biological process: protein phosphorylation.